UAUCCACAAUAACCUUCAAUUAUUGCCUUCCAUUUGUCGUCUCUCAACGACAACAAGCAGAAGCAUCAAUUUUAGUUUGCAAUUAUUUCUCAAGAAUCCGUUACCAGUUUCCAAUUUUUAAUUCUUGGACAUAGGAAAUCAUCGACGCAGAUUGUUGGCAUUGCCUAUUUUUCUGGAGCCAAUCGCAACUGCUUUUUAACCGAAUUUUACCCUCUUUUACUUACUGAGCCUUCUGAUUUCGUUGGAGGGAGUUUCUUUUCUCCCGGGGAAAAAAGAUUCAUUUUUUCGCUUAUUUCUAAAUCAUUAUCCCCAAUUAAACAAGGGUUUCCACUUCCGUUUGUUAAUCAUGCAAAUCAAGAAGCUUGUUGCCAUGCCGUCUCGCACCGGGAGGCAUUUGCAGCGCUAUAAUAAGGGAUUUCGUCAGGUUGUUGGAUGUAUUCCAUAUAGAAUCAGAGACACCAAAAAAACUCAUUCGAUCGAUGAUAUCACACUCGAAGAUUUGGAGAUCCUUUUGAUCAGCUCUCAAAAGAGUGCAAGACUUAUGUUCCCUAAGGGUGGAUGGGAACUCGAUGAAGAUAUCGAACUGGCAGCUUCACGAGAGACCUUAGAGGAAGCCGGCGUAGUUGGCCUUCUAGGGGAAAAAUUGGGUGAAUGGAUUUUCAAGAGCAAAAGCCAAGAGAAGUAUCAUGAGGGAUCCAUGUUUCCCUUGUAUGUCACCGAGGAAUUGGAAGUAUGGCCAGAGAAAAGCCUUCGCCAUCGAGUUUGGAUGACUGUGAAUGAAGCUCGGGAAGCUUGUGCGGCUGUGUGGAUGAAAGAAGCUUUGGAUGAAUUCGUUUGUCAGUUCAAUUGUCAAUCAAGAGAAGUAGAGGUUGAUGAAGUCCCUCUCACAUCUUGUUUAUUAACAUUGUGUGGCAGCGAAGACUUAAGCUUCGCCAUUGGAGCCAAAACUGCUGACAAUGAAGUUGAUUGCUACUUAAUCAGUUGAGAAACUAAGUUGCUCGAUUUUUUCUCCAAAAUGGAGCCGCAACAAGAGCUGCUUGAAGAUGAGGGUUUAACUAGAUAGGCAAAAGUGUACAAAUUGGUCACCUUGAUUAUUCAUUCAUGGAAGCCCCGUUGAUUCUUCAAGCGGUUGUGUUUUCGAAGUUUUUGGGAAAUUAGGGGCAAAUUCAGCAAUCAACUUCUUUGUCUGUAAAUGAGAGAUUGUGGUAUCAUGGAUAUAGAGUUAGGUCACUGUAUUAUUAAAUCGAUGUCCAAUUAACCGGUAUAUACUAUCAGAAAUCCUUUGUACAUGCACUUUGAUUGAUAAAUUUUAACUUGUGUUUUGGGGA
This is a messenger RNA of Salvia hispanica, 1328 nucleotides long. Its product is annotated as nudix hydrolase 18, mitochondrial-like. Gene Ontology annotation, cellular component: nucleus; cytoplasm. The record is from RefSeq and is a predicted model, not a curated record. NCBI's taxonomy places the organism in Eukaryota, Viridiplantae, Streptophyta, Magnoliopsida, Lamiales, Lamiaceae. Gene Ontology annotation, molecular function: pyrophosphatase activity.